AUGUUCUUCAGCAAAUCUCUUUUCGUUGCCAUCCUCACUGUUGCCAGUGCUAGCGCCUCCGUCGUUGUGCGUCGAGAUGACACUCCCGAGAAGAUCGGGGAUUACAUUACGGCUUGCAAGCACCAUAAAGUCAAUGACAAGUGCCACUAUUUGUGGCUUGACGGAGACGUUGUGAGGGAGUUCAAUGGAUACUGCCUCGAUUACGAGGGAGUAUUGGAAUGCAUUACAGUCAAUACUGGUGGCAACUGA
Messenger RNA from Marasmius oreades (fairy-ring Marasmius), 249 nucleotides. RefSeq lists its product as uncharacterized. The record is from RefSeq and is a predicted model, not a curated record. The transcript is spliced from 3 exons. The coding region runs from base 1 to 249 and encodes 82 amino acids. NCBI's taxonomy places the organism in Eukaryota, Fungi, Basidiomycota, Agaricomycetes, Agaricales, Marasmiaceae.